This is a messenger RNA of Vigna unguiculata (cowpea), 5397 nucleotides long. RefSeq lists its product as uncharacterized. Lineage: Eukaryota; Viridiplantae; Streptophyta; Magnoliopsida; Fabales; Fabaceae. The record is from RefSeq and is a predicted model, not a curated record. Gene Ontology annotation, biological process: telomere maintenance; DNA repair. Gene Ontology annotation, molecular function: DNA helicase activity.
AUGGAUACGUCUCCUUCACCCUCCAUGGAUACCUCUGUCCCUGUGUCUGCCAGAAUAACCUUAGGAAGGUUCACUACAAUGCAUUUUGUUCAUAAUCAGGAGUUCGGUCAUGUUGAUCGUAUGUUUGUUGCUAUGUUUGCUAAAGAAUUAGGACCUGUUUGGAAAUUGGAAGAUAUUAAAGGGAAUCGCCAUCAGUUAACUUAUAAUAUGGAUGUUAAUAAUCCAUUGCUGACUGAUGGUUGGUCUAGCCUAAGAGUUUUCUAUAAAUUGCAGCAUAUCCAUCAAAUCAUAUUCAGAUAUGUUGGAAACUCAACAUUUCAAAUUACUGUAUUCUCCGGCAUGACUGCAAUCUCAACUGCCGCCAAAUUUCUGACAAACAUACAUCGAUUGCGAUCAAAACAGUUUUUUAGAGUGAAAUUGACAAAAUCUCAAAGCCAAGCUAGCCAUCUGGACCUACCAACUGACUUUGCAGCUUAUGUUCGCAAACGUAGAUUCAAGAGGUUGGAAUUGCAGGGAUCGACCAACACAUGCAUUGUUCAGUUAUGGAAUGAAAAUAUUACUCCAACUAUCAACAACUCCUUUAAUGUCAGUGAAGAUAGAAACCUACAUGCUCAAGCAAUUCAAUCUUCAAAUAGAAAGCCAUUGUUGGAGUUGACAUGUCGUGACAUUGACCAACGUAAUUAUAAGAAUGCACGAGCUAGAAGGAAAGUUAUUAGGGAUCAGAAGAUUGCAGAAAAAAAAAUUCAUGGUUCUACCUCCAUUGGAUCUGGAAUGGUUUGUAAUUCAAUUGAAAUCACCAAUGGUCCAAUUUUGCACAAGACCAACAUUAACAACAAAGAUCAAAAAUUUGCUGGUAGCACCUUCAUUCCUGCUUCUGUGGCUUCUUCUUCUUAUUCUGAAGUUGUUAAUCUUUUUGAUGUCGAACAGAACCAAAGUCAUGACAUAUGUAAGCUACAAUCCUAUACCAGUGCAAUAUCAAGUCAAUCAUCUCAAUAUUUAGAAGCUGUAAAAUUGGGGCAGCCUUCUCUUCAUGAUGUUAUUACACCUAUUUCAAAGAUAUUGGAUUUUGACAACAAUUCUGAUGAAGAUGAGAAUCAUGAUUAUCUUAUUGGGCAUUUCUCCUCUGAUUUGUAUUCAAGAGCUGAAGUUCAAGCACAUGUUGAUGUAGGGGACUGUUCCAUUGAGUGUCCCUAUUGUGAAGCUCAAUUGUGGUACGAAGAAAGAUCUGAUAAAUGCAAAAGAUUACAACAAGUUGAUUUUUCUCUUUGUUUUCAAAAGGGAAAAGUCCAACUUCCAUUGUUAAAGAAACCUCCUCAAUUGCUUCAAAAGUUGUUGAAAGGUGAAGAUACUACAAGCCAACAUUUCUUACAGUACAUAAGAAGCUACAACAACAUGUUCUCAUUUACAUCAAUUGGUGCGAAGAUUCAUUCCUCAAUCAAUGAUGGAUGUGGUCCUCCUCAGUUUAUUCUUAGUGGUCAAAAUUACCAUCGCAUAGGAAGUUUAUUGCCCGAUAAAGGAUCAAGUCCAAAAUUUGCACAACUAUAUAUUUAUGACACAAAAAAUGAAAUAACAAACAGAGUUAGUCAUUUUGGGUCUGAUAUACAACAAUCCAUUUUUGAUAAAUCAUUGAUAGAAGAUUUGAAAAGCAUGAUUGACAAACACAAUGUUCUUGCUCAAUCAUUCAGAAGAGUAAGAGAUUUGAUACAUGAUGAUGAUCAAUCAGAUUUUGGAUUGAGGUUAUUUAGACAUCGCUGUAAGGAUCCUAGAGUAUACAAUACCCCAAUAGCAGAUGAAGUCGCAGCAUUGAUAGUUGGUGAUUUGAGCACUUUAGAUGUAGGAAGAGACAUCAUUGUCAAGAAAGUUUGUGGUCAGUUGACAAGACUACAUGAAACUCAUACAUGUUUCAUUCCUCUGCAAUAUCCUUUGAUUUUUCCAUAUGGAGAGGAUGGUUAUCAAGAGGAUAUUCCAAUUAGAGAUUGUCAAAGAUAUGGUCAAAGUAGAAAGAGAGUUCGAAUUUCUUUACGAGAAUUCAUUGCAUUCAGAAUACAAGAUAGAAAGGUUGAAUUUGGUAACAUUGUACACUCACGUAGAUUGUUUCAACAAUUUUUAGUGGAUACCUACACGAUGAUUGAAGCUCAAAGGUUUUCUUUUAUAAGAAAUAAUCAAAAACUCAUUCGUUCUGAUAUUCUAAAUGGGUUACAAGAAGCUGUUAACAAAGGUGAAACUGAUCCUUCUUCCAUUGGAAAGCGUAUAGUUUUGCCAGCUUCAUUUACAGGUGGCAUGAGAUACAUGUUCAAUAAUUGCCAAGAUGUUAUGGCCAUUUGUAAGAGGUAUGGCUAUCCAGAUUUGUUUAUAACAAUCACAUGUAAUGUCAAUUGGCCUGAAAUUCUUGAUUUUGUAAAAUCAAGAGGUCUAACUGCUUCAGAUAGGCCAGACAUUGUUUGUAGAGUUUUUAAAAUGAAAUUAGAUCAAAUGAUGACAGAUUUCAAGAAGAAUAAUUUCUUUGGCAAAGUCAAUGCAGGUAUGUAUACAGUUGAAUUUCAGAAGAGAGGUCUGCCACAUGCUCAUAUAUUAUUAUGGUUGAGUGACUCAAACAAGUUAGAAAAUGCAAAGCACAUAGAUAAAGUAAUCUCUGCUGAACUUCCUCAUCCAGAUCUCUAUCCAAAACUUUCAAAGGCUGUUAAAACAUAUAUGAUACAUGGUCCGUGCGGAGCUGCUAGAUUCAACUCACCAUGCAUGAAAGAAGGUCGGUGUUCGAAAUUUUUUCCUAAAAAGUUUAGACAUAAAACUACAAUUGAUGAGGAUGGAUAUCCUGUAUAUAGGCGUAGAGAUGAUGGUUUAUUUGUGUUGAAAAAUGGACAUAAAUUAGGUAAUGGAAAUGUUGUGCCUUAUAGUCCUCUUCUCUUAAUGAGAUAUCAAGCUCAUGUUAAUACAGAAUAUUGCAACAAAUCAAACUCAAUCAAGUAUUUGUUCAAAUACGUCAACAAAGGUCCUGAUAGAGCCACAAUGAAAAUUACAGACAAAGAGAAUGAUUCUACAGAAGUCCGUAUUGUUGAUGAGAUUAAAAGAUAUUAUGAUUGUGGAUAUUUAUCUCCAUGUGAAGCAGUUUGGAGAAUUUUUGGAUUUGAUAUCCAUCAUAGAUGGCCUGCUGUUCAGCGUUUAACUUUUCACCUACAAGAUCAGCAAACAGUUUUGUUUAAAGAUGAUGAUAGAAUUGAUGAUGUAUUGGAGAGGAAUGACAACAUCAAUACCAUGUUUCUAGCUUGGUUUGAAGCUAACAAAAAAUAUGAGGAAGGAAGGAACUUGACCUAUGCUGAAUUUCCAACAAAGUUUGUUUGGAUGUCUCAACAAAGGAAAUGGAAACCAAGAAAGCAGGGUUAUAGUAUUGGAAGACUGACAUAUGUUCCUCCAGGAUCGGGUGAAUGCUAUUACAUGAGAAUCUUACUGACAAAACAAAAAGGUUGUAUUAAUCAUGAUAGUAUAAAGACAAUUAAUGGUAAAACAUUCUCUACAUACCAAGAGGCUUGCCAGGAAUUGGGAUUAUUGGCAGAUGACAAAGAAUUCAUUGAUGCUAUUAAAGAGGCUAGCCAUCUUGCAUCUGGAAAUCAACUUAGAAGAUUAUUUGUGUCUUUGUUAAUCAUGAAUACAAUGUCAAAGCCAAAAGUUGUUUGGGAUGCAACUUGGAAUUUAUUGGCAGAUGGUAUCCUAUACCAAAGAAGGAAACACUUGAACAUACCAGGUUUUCAAAUGGAAGAACAUGAUUUACACAAUCUGUGUCUUCUAGAAGUAGAAGAACUUCUAAACUCCAAUGGGCGAUCUUUAACAGAUUAUAGUUCCCUUCCUCAACCUGAUUUGUGUCAUUCAUUCAAAUUUAAUAACAGGUUCAUUAUUGAUGAAUUGAAUUAUGAUAAAGAAGAAAUGGAGAAGCUACAUCACUCUCUAUUGCAGUUAAUCACUAAUGAGCAACUACAUGUUUAUAAAAGAAUUAUGACAGCAGUGAAUUCAGAUGUAGAAUUUUUUUUCUUAUAUGGUUAUGGUGGGACUGGAAAAACAUAUUUGUGGAAACUUUUGUCAGCUGUUGUUAGAGCAAAGGGAAUGAUUGCGCUUAAUGUAGCUUCAAGUGGUAUUGCAUCUUUAUUGCUUCUUGGAGGUAAAACUGCUCAUUCUACUUUUUGCAUACCACUAGCAAUCAAUGAUGAAUCAACGUGCAACAUCAGUCAAGGAAGUCUUCGUGCUAAACUAUUGAUGGAAACAAAACUUAUCAUAUGGGAUGAAGCUCCUAUGAUGAAUAAGUUAUGUUUCCAAGCUUUUGAUAGAACAUUGAGAGACAUUAUGAGAGCUACAAAUAAAGAUAAUGCUGACAAACCAUUUGGUGGAAAGGUUGUUGUCUUGGGCGGUGAUUUUAGACAAAUCUUGCCAGUAGUAAGAAAGGGAUCAAGGUAUGAUAUUGUCAAUUCAGCAAUUAAUUACUCUGAUUUGUGGCAAUAUUGCACAGUUCUUAGGCUAUCACAAAACAUGAGGUUAAAAUGUGCUGUUUCUAAUGAAAGUGCAAUACAUAUAAAAGAAUUUGCUGAUUGGAUUCUUAAAAUUGGAGAUGGAAAUAUGAAUUUCAAUGAAAGUGGUGAAGCCAACAUUUCAAUACCAACAGAUCUUCUAAUUCUAGAAAGUGAAACACCUUUACUUUCUUUAGUGAAAUUUGUUUAUGGUGGUCUAAUUGAAAAUAUCAUGAAUCCUGCCUUCUUUGAUGAUGGUGCUAUACUUUGCCCUACAAUUGAUAGUGUUGAACAAGUAAAUGACUUCAUUUUAUCUUUGAUUCCUGGUGAAGAACAAAUUUAUUUAAGUUCAGACACUCCUUGCCAAUCUGAUGAUGAUCAAGAAAUUCAAGGUGAGUGGUUUACUCAAGAGUUUCUAAAUGAUAUCAAAUGUUCAGGGAUUCCAAAUCAUAGGAUUAAAUUGAAAGUUGGCGUACCAAUUAUGCUUUUAAGAAACAUUGAUCAAGCAAAUGGUCUUUGCAAUGGUACAAGGUUGCAAGUUAAUGAUUUGGGAAAGAAUGUUAUCUCUGCUACUGUCAUAACAGGGAAAAAUGUUGGUGACAAAAUUUUCAUUCCAAGAAUGAACUUGACACCUUCUGAUUCCAGCAUCCCGUUUAAAUUUCAAAGGAGGCAAUUUCCAAUAUCCUUAUGCUUUGCAAUGACAAUAAACAAAAGUCAAGGACAAACUCUUUCUAAAGUUGGACUUUAUCUUCCUCGCCCAGUUUUUACUCAUGGACAAUUGUACGUAGCAAUUUCUAGAGUCACAACAAAGCAAGGACUAAAAAUUUUAAUUUUGGAUGAAGAUGGAAAAGUAAGCAAUACAACUACCAAUGUGGUUUACAAAGAAAUAUUUGAAAAUCUUUGA